Messenger RNA from Aspergillus homomorphus CBS 101889, 1868 nucleotides. RefSeq names its product putative zinc metallopeptidase. The record is from RefSeq and is a predicted model, not a curated record. Bases 368 to 1726 code for a protein of 452 amino acids. NCBI's taxonomy places the organism in Eukaryota, Fungi, Ascomycota, Eurotiomycetes, Eurotiales, Aspergillaceae. Gene Ontology annotation, molecular function: hydrolase activity, acting on carbon-nitrogen (but not peptide) bonds, in cyclic amidines. The transcript has a single exon.
UCUGAACGUGGUUGUGUGAAGUCAAUGGCAAGUGAGAGAGAAAAGCAAUUAGCUCGGAGAAUGACAAUUGGAGAAGCGCUGCUGCGAUCGGGAAGUCAACGGAGGACCAUGAGUGGGCAGGUGGGGCUGUAUUUGGUCCAUCGAUUAUUUGACAUCAGGACGAUCUGGGGCAAGAUCUUAUCUACAAGAUAUCUAAGACCGCGCCGGACCGUUGGCUUGUCUCAGGGUGUUUCUUUAUAUCACUGAGGAAUUCUAUACACAGCCAACUAAUUUGCAUCUCGCUGUGACAAUCACAGACGGUAGAUCAACAUCCAACCCGAGUCAGCACCUACUCACAAUAUACUUCUACUGUCGCCCAGCAUACACCAUGCCACCACCGAAUCUAGCGCCACCGACGUCGGUCAUCGGGAAUGUGCGUCUACCAGACUCAGACUCGGACUCAACUUCGGACAUCUGCAUCAACGAUCAAGGCAUCAUCGAGUCCAUCAUCCCUCACGAGGGCAAGUCCGGUACCGCUGCUCCUAGCGCGCCUCUCGCCCUCCCAGCAUUGACGCACCCACACAUCCACCUCGACAAGGCGUACAUCCAUAGCGCACGCGAAUAUGCACAUCUUCUCCCCUCGACUGGCUCAUUUGCCGAAGCCUUAUCUUUUACCACGCAAGCCAAACGCCUAUUCACUUAUGCGGACCUCCUGAAACGCGGCGAAUGGCUACUUGCAGGGUCCGUCACCGCUGGGGUCACGGCGAUGAGGGCGUUCGUGGAGGUGGACCAGACGGUCGGGUUCACUUGCCUAGACGCCGGGAUCAGUCUCAAGGAUACAUGGAAGGACGCCUGCACGGUGCAGCUAGUGAGCUUCGCACAGGAUCCCAUAUUUUCGGACGAGCAUGGCGAGGAGAACCUCCAGCUGAUGGAGGAGGCGAUCCGACGGCCACAGGUAGAUGUGAUCGGUACGACGCCAUACGUGGAAUCGAGCGUCGAAGCAGCAAAGCGGAAUAUUGAAUGGGCUGUUGAGCGCGCUUUGCAACAUGAUAGGCAUGUGGACUUUCACCUGGAUUACAACCUCGACCCUGCAAAAGAGGCCCUGGUCUGGUUUGUCCUGCGGACACUCAAGGAAAAGGGUUGGACGACCCGAUGCACAAGCAAACGGGUCAUACUAGGCCAUUGCACGCGGCUCACCCUUUUCAACGAUCGCGAUUGGAGAAGGCUUGCGAAGGAAAUCAAGGACAAUGACCUUCCGGUCAGCUUCGUUGGGCUGCCGACAAGUGAUCUCUAUAUGGCUUCUCCUUCUCCUUCCGGAGACAGUGCAGGUCGGCCGCGAGGGACGUUGCCGGUAGUGGAGAUGAUCAACAAGCAUGAGUUAGACGCCGUGAUGGGAAUUAACAACGUUGGCAACGCGUUCACACCCUGGGGCUCAGAGGACCCGCUGUCGUUGGCUUGCCUAGGAGUGGGCAUUUACCAGGCUGGAACCCGGGCAAAUGCUGAACUUCUAUACGAAUGUGUUUCGACACGGGCUCGUGCAGCAAUCGGGCUUUCGCCACAGAAUACCGGUCUUUCUUUGAAACCUGAAAGCCGCGCGGACUUCAUAAUGUUCCACGAAGUCGAUGAAACAUGUUGUGGCGCGGCAAGGCCCCGGCAUGGCGUCGCAGGCAUUGUUUGGGAUCCACCGUCGAAGGUGAGCAGGCGCGUCAUAACUGGUGGACAGCGGAUUAUUUCCCCGCCUUCUUAGUACACCCGCAAAAUGCAUUGUGUGGCACAAUAUAGACCUCGCAAGGGAUGAUAUACCUCCCCAGAGUAGAAGCAAUAAGAAAUCUCCGGGUGUGAGCGAGAACAAGCACCAACGGAAUAUUAAUAAUCAAAAGCUUGGGUGU